CCGGGAGGGGGCGCCGGCGCGCAGGCGCAGCCCCGCCCCGCGGGGAGGCGCCGCCGGCUGCGCGCGGAAGUAUUCAACGUUAAGUAACAUGUCUUCCACCAAACCUCCAAAUGAAAAUGAAACACCCAAAGAGAGAAAACCAGGACUGAGGAGCGUUCAGACAACUAUGCUUUUCCGAGCUGUGAACCCAGAGCUUUUCAUUAAACCUAACAAACCUGUGAUGGCAUUUGGACUGAUAGCAAUUAGCCUCUGUGUGGCCUACCUUGGUUAUUUGCAUGCAACAGCAGAGAACAAAAAGGACCUCUACGAAGCAAUCGACAGUGAGGGGUCCAAGUAUAUGAGGAGGAAAACUUCCAAGUGGGACUGAGAAUGUAAGAAAGGAAAUCAGUAAAUCACUCACAGAACUUUUCAAGGCAACUACUGCUAUUUUCUCUUUCCCUUGAAAUAAUGUAUUAAUGUCUCUCUUGCUGUUUAAUUCAAUUCAAGUUCCUUUAUAAAAUGCUGUGCCUGUACAAAUAAACUGCAGUAAAGAUACAUAAAAGUGA
Corvus hawaiiensis (hawaiian crow) is the source of this 545-nucleotide messenger RNA. It is a transcript of the gene SMIM8, whose product is annotated as small integral membrane protein 8. The record is from RefSeq and is a predicted model, not a curated record. NCBI's taxonomy places the organism in Eukaryota, Metazoa, Chordata, Aves, Passeriformes, Corvidae. Bases 89 to 367 code for a protein of 92 amino acids. The transcript has 3 exons.